Molecule: messenger RNA, 3254 nt
Organism: Cryptomeria japonica (Japanese cedar)
Lineage: Eukaryota; Viridiplantae; Streptophyta; Pinopsida; Cupressales; Cupressaceae
Product: exosome complex exonuclease RRP44 homolog A
Exons: 25
Coding region: 287-3124 (945 amino acids)
Biological process (GO): rRNA catabolic process
Cellular component (GO): nuclear exosome (RNase complex); cytoplasmic exosome (RNase complex)
Molecular function (GO): RNA binding; 3'-5'-RNA exonuclease activity; endonuclease activity
Source: RefSeq, a predicted model, not a curated record
GAAUUAUGAGGACCCACCGAUAGACUAUUGGCUAGUUCUUAGCUUUCUCUAAUAAGAGAAUUCCGCAGGCUCAUUUGAGGUGAGAAAAGAGCAGCAACAGUAGUCUAGGUUAGAGUAGCGUAUUAUUCCAAGCAAAUAUACAGAGCAUUCGAAAGUGGCCGUCGAAUGUUUUGAUAGCACUCAUUGUUUUGUGCCCUCUGCAAUGUUCAAGACCUUUGGUUAAUUCCCGAAAUUAAGUGCAAAUAAUAUUUAAUUAUUUGGAGCUCCAUAGAAUCUGAACGGCGAAAUGUUGCAGAAUAAGUCCUUUGUGAGGAAAACAAAAAAUGGCCGUGUCAUGAAGGUGGUAAGGGAGCACUAUCUUCGAGAUGAUAUAUAUUGUGGAGCUCUUAUUUGUCAAACAUGUGAUGCAACUACAGCCCGAAUUAGUCAGUCGGCCUCUACUAUUUUGAUUGUUGACACUAAUGUAGUUCUAAAUCAGAUUGACCUGCUGGAAAACACAGCCAUCAGUGAUGUGGUCGUGCUCUCAGUUGUUCUUGAUGAAGUGAAGAAUAAGAAUAUGUCAGUAUAUAACAGGGUCCGCACUCUUUGCAGUAAUCCAUUGCGGCAAUUUUUUGUGUUUUCCAAUGAACAUCAUAAGGAUACGUAUGUGAAAGCAAUGGUUGGUGAGAGCCCUAAUGAUCGAAAUGACAGAGCAAUUCGUGUGGCUACCCUAUGGUAUCAGAAGCAUUUAGGUCAAGGAGUGCAGGUAUUAUUACUUACAAACGACAGGGAAAAUAAGAGAAAAUCUAUUGAGGAGGGUAUUGCUGCAGAAACAGUUGAAGGAUAUGUGAAAUCACUUGGUCAACCAGAAUUGCUUGACUUGCUUGUACAAUCUAGUUCUGAAAAUGAUGUUGAAGUGGAAGAGUUAAGGCCCUCAAAGAAAAAAGUCAUAUUUAGUGAGCAUAAGCCCAUGUCUGAAAUUACAUCUGGACUGCAUCAAGGAAUUUACCAUCAAGGAAAACUUCGAGUUAAUCGUUAUAACCCAUUUGAGGCCUAUGUUGGUAGUGAGAGCAUUGGGGAUGAGAUUGUUAUUUAUGGACGUACUAAUAUGAAUCGGGCUUUUGAUGGAGAUGUAGUUGCUGUUGAGCUCCUGCCACAGGAUCAGUGGCAUGGAGGGAAAGCAAUGAAAAUAAUUGAAGAUGAAGAAGAGGAAGACGAGGAGUUCCACUUGAUUCCAGGCAGUGCUGAUGAUGCUCCUCGUGACGCCAGCUUGGGACAGAAGUCAAAUGAAGCUCAAGCCAAGGUUAUUGCUCGCCCAACUGGGCGUGUUAUUGGUAUAAUAAAGAGGAAUUGGCAUUCGUACUGUGGCUCUCUGGAGCCAAUGCCUAUGCCUGCAGGUGGUGGUGGAAUUGUCCAUGCUUUAUUUGUUUCUACUGAUCGUAGGAUACCCAAGAUUCGGAUACAAACUCGGCAACUUGGAAAUCUCAUUGACAAAAGAAUCAUUGUAGCUGUUGAUUUGUGGGAUCGGUUGUCUCGAUAUCCAUCUGGCCACUAUGUGCGGACUAUUGGAGAAAUUGGUGACCGUGACACAGAAACUGAGGUUUUGUUAAUUGAGAAUGACAUCAAUACAAGACCGUUUUCUGAACAAGUUCUGGCUUGUUUGCCACCCUUGCCGUGGACAUUACCACCAGAAGAACUGAGCAAUCCUCAGAGAGAGGACCUGCGUCACAUUAGAGUUUUUAGCGUGGAUCCACCUGGAUGCAGGGAUAUUGAUGAUGCAUUAAGCUGCAUACCAUUGCCAAAUGGAAAUUUUGAAGUUGGAGUCCAUAUUGCUGAUGUCACAAGCUUUGUUCACCCUGGUACACCUCUUGAUGAAGAAGCUUCAAUGCGGGGUACAUCUGUUUACUUGGUUGAGCGUAGAAUAGAUAUGCUCCCAAAACCACUCACUGAAGACAUAUGUUCACUGCGCUCUGAUGUGGAAAGAAUGGCCUUUUCAGUGGUUUGGGAAAUGACCCCCGCAGCUGAGAUAGUUUGUGUAAGAUUUACCAAAAGUGUUAUCAAGUCAUGCGCUGCAUUGUCCUAUGUUGAGGCUCAAGCACGAAUGGACGACAGCCGCAUGGUAGAUCCUAUAACAGUUGAUCUUCGCAAUAUGAAUUCAUUAGCAAAGGUCAUGAGGUCAAGGCGAAUUGAGAGAGGAGCUUUGACACUUGCAUCGGCAGAGGUUAAGUUCAAUAUUGAUACCGAAACACAUGAUCCCCUAGAUAUUGGUAUUUAUCAAAUUCGGGAGGCAAAUCAAAUGGUUGAGGAAUUUAUGCUUGCUGCAAAUGUUUCAGUUGCUGAGAAAAUAUUAAAACAUUACCCCCUGUGCUCACUUUUGAGGCGUCAUCCAACUCCAACACCAGAAAUGCUUGAACCUGUAUUGCGUACAACAGCAUCUGUUGGAAUUAAGCUGGAUGUUUCGUCUUCAAAAGCAUUAGCAGAUUCUCUUGACCUUGCUGUGGGUGAUGAUCCAUAUUUUAACAAGCUGGUUCGGAUUCUUACGACAAGAUGCAUGUCACAGGCAGUUUAUUUCUGCAGUGGAGAUCUUACUCCUCCUGAGUUCCAUCAUUAUGGUCUUGCAGCUCCCUUGUAUACACAUUUCACAUCACCCAUACGACGUUAUGCAGAUGUUAUAGUUCAUAGAUUACUUGCUGCUGCUUUGGGUCUGAGUAAGUUACCUGCUGUGUUUCAUGAACGGGCACAACUGACAAGCAUCGCUGACAAUCUGAACUAUCGUCAUCGAAAUGCUCAAAUGGCUAGUCGAGCAUCUAUUGAACUCCAUACACUUAUUUUUUUCAGAAAACGGCCCACUGAUGCGGAAGCAAGAAUUAUUAAAAUGAGAUCUAACGGCUUUAUUGUAUUCGUUCCCAAGUAUGGGAUUGAAGGUCCUGUGUAUUUGACCCGCAAGGAAAAGCCCAAGGAAAAGCAUUCUGCAAAAGUAAGUAAUGAAGAGGUCGAAUGGAUAGUUAAUGAGGAACAGCAGACUGUAACAAACGCAGACAGAAGUGUAUCUUAUAAAGUACUAAAACCAGUAACAACUCAUAUAGAGGUUGUUGAACCUCAACCUAAUCGGCCCAAGCUUCAACUUACUCUCAUCAAAGUCUAGUAUCGCUUUUAAGAUAUUUGUUGUUGUGGCCCCGGAAUGUUUAUCCAAACAUUCCACAGUGUUUUCAGUCUGCUUGUAUAAAUAGUAUUUCUUUUGAUAUUUUAUUAUAAUAAGAUAAAUUAUUAUUUUC